Messenger RNA from Zootermopsis nevadensis, 929 nucleotides. Lineage: Eukaryota; Metazoa; Arthropoda; Insecta; Blattodea; Termopsidae. The record is from RefSeq and is a predicted model, not a curated record.
AGGGAGCCAUUUUGGAGCAUGGUGGACAGUAAGAGAUAGUGGAAAAGGGUGCAUUUGUUAAUAUUUACUUGAUCAUGUAGGCCGUUGUGGACUUUUUAGAGGCAAAUUAAGAAACAAAUAUAAGUGGAAAUUAUGGAUGCGGUAAAAGCGUUCAAUGCGGAGCUUUCCGCAUUGUAUGAAGUCAAACCUCCAAUUUCCAAAGCAAAGAUGACAUCAAUCACAAGAGGUGCCAUUAAAGCUAUUAAAUUCUACAAACAUGUUGUACAGAGUGUAGAGAAAUUUAUUCAGAAGUGCAAACCUGAGUAUAAAGUACCAGGCCUGUACGUGAUUGAUUCAAUAGUUCGGCAGUCUAGGCACCAAUUUGGUGCAGAAAAAGAUGUUUUUGCACCUCGAUUUGCAAAGAACAUGCAAACCACCUUCAUAAAUCUCUUCAGAUGCCCUCCAGAAGAUAAGAGUAAGGUUAUUCGAGUAUUGAAUCUCUGGCAGAAAAAUUCAGUUUUUCAGUCUGAAGUAAUUCAGCCACUAUUUGAUCUGGCGGAUCCAAACCAUCCCAUUCAUAAGGACCAGCAAGCAACUGUGUCAAACACUAGCAAUGGGUCCAUAUCAGGAAUUUUGAACUCAAGCAGUGUCAUGAAGACUCCACCGUCUGCUGUGAACAGAACGCCAUCAAACAUCAACAAAACUCCUCUGAAUGCUGGAAAGCCAGAAGCCACAAGUACACCAGUGUGGCUGAAUAUGAGUCAGACACAGAUGGAGGUAACAAGUAACACCCUUCUGCAGUUGUUUGGACAAGCAGGAUUUAAUCUCUUAUCAGGAAAAUCUCAGGUAAUGUUACUUCUGGUGGGGGAGGGGUCAUGUUCUCUGAACUGCAUAUGUUUUAUAGUGAUGAUGAAUUGUGAAACAUGGAAGGAAUUAUCCCAGUAGUUGCC